AUACUGUUUUUCUCCAAUUGGUUCUGUAUCUGCCUGCCAAGCGUACGAUUCGGAGAAAACGAGAGAAAUGGGUAGCUCUGGAUUCUCAUGGAAGUUGGCGGAUCAUCCUAAGCUUCCAAAGGAAAAGACCAUCGCUUUAAUCGUUUUGGAUGGUUGGGGCGAAGCCAAACCCAAUCAAUACAACUGCAUCCAUGUUGCCGAUACCCCUACCAUGGAUUCUCUCAAACAGGGAGCUCCAGAUAGAUGGAGAUUGGUUAGGGCUCACGGAAAGGCAGUGGGUCUUCCGACUGAGGAUGAUAUGGGUAACAGUGAAGUGGGUCACAAUGCUCUUGGCGCUGGCCGGAUUUAUGCCCAAGGGGCACAACUUGUUGAUCUUGCUCUUGCAUCUGGAAAGAUCUACGAUGGUGAAGGAUUUAAAUAUAUUAAACAAUCAUUUGAAACUGGUACAUUACACUUCAUUGGUUUAUUGAGUGAUGGUGGUGUUCAUUCUCGACUCGAUCAGUUGCAGCUGUUGCUAAAGGGUGCUGCUGAAAAUGGUGCUAAGAGAAUCCGUGUUCAUAUCCUUACCGACGGUCGUGAUGUCUUGGAUGGUUCAAGUGUUGGUUUUGUUGAAACUCUUGAGAAUGAUCUUUCUUCCUUGCGUGGUAAAGGGAUUGAUGCUCAAGUUGCAUCGGGUGGAGGCCGUAUGUAUGUUACAAUGGAUCGUUAUGAGAACGAUUGGGAUGUUGUGAAAAGGGGAUGGGAUGCUCAAGUUCUUGGCGAGGCUCCGCAUAAAUUUAGGAAUCCGGUUGAAGCUGUGAAGAAACUGAGGGAGAUCCCGAAGGCUAAUGAUCAGUAUCUUGAACCUUUUGUUAUUGUUGAUGAAGAAGGGAAAUCUGUUGGGCCGAUAGUAGAUGGGGAUGCGGUUGUGACUUUCAACUUUAGGGCUGAUCGAAUGACAAUGCUUGCCAAAGCUCUUGAAUACGAAGAUUUUAACAUAUUUGAUAGAGUUCGUUUUCCGAAAAUUCGUUAUGCGGGUAUGCUUCAAUACGACGGAGAAUUGAAGCUUCCAAAGCAAUACCUAGUUUCUCCACCCGAAAUCGAGAGAACUUCCGGUGAAUACUUGGUUCAUAAUGGCGUACGCACUUUCGCUUGCAGUGAGACUGUUAAGUUUGGUCAUGUGACAUUCUUUUGGAAUGGGAAUCGAUCCGGAUAUUUCAAUCAAGAUAUGGAGGAAUAUGUUGAGAUUCCGAGUGAUUCUGGAAUCACAUUCAAUGUUAAGCCUAAUAUGAAGGCAGUUGAGAUUGCUGAGAAGGCUAGGGACGCUAUUCUUAGCCGCAAAUUCCACCAGGUUCGUGUUAACUUGCCAAACGGGGACAUGGUUGGGCACACUGGUGAUAUCGAUGCAACCGUUGUCGCUUGCAAAGCUGCAGAUGAGGCUGUCAAGAUUAUACUCGAUGCAAUCGAGCAAGUGGGUGGAAUCUACGUGGUAACAGCUGAUCAUGGAAAUGCGGAAGACAUGGUAAAGAGGAACAAGAAGGGCGAGCCAGAUCUCAAGAAUGGCCAAGUUCAAAUCUUGACAUCUCACACUCUUGAACCUGUGCCUAUUGCAAUUGGAGGCCCCGGUUUGGCAGCUGGUGUGAAGUUCAGGAAGGAUGUACCCAAUGGCGGUCUUGCCAAUGUGGCAGCGACGGUUAUGAAUCUCCAUGGACUCGAAGCGCCUAGCGAUUACGAAACCACUCUAAUCGAGGUGGUUGAUAACUAAACGGGAAAACUUCGAUAAAAAGGUCUCUUCAAUCUUCAUGUUGUUUAUUUUAUCAGUUUUGUUUUCGAUUUAAAGCAACUUUGCCAUAAUCUUGAGCUUGCUAGCUGCUUAUUGCUAGAUCAAUAAGAAAUAAAGGACCUCAACUUUGUUUAAAAAGAAAAAUAAGUUUUUUUUUCUUCUAA
This is a messenger RNA of Impatiens glandulifera, 1926 nucleotides long. RefSeq names its product 2,3-bisphosphoglycerate-independent phosphoglycerate mutase-like. NCBI's taxonomy places the organism in Eukaryota, Viridiplantae, Streptophyta, Magnoliopsida, Ericales, Balsaminaceae. The record is from RefSeq and is a predicted model, not a curated record. Gene Ontology annotation, molecular function: manganese ion binding. Gene Ontology annotation, biological process: glucose catabolic process. The transcript is spliced from 8 exons. Gene Ontology annotation, cellular component: cytoplasm. Bases 68 to 1744 code for a protein of 558 amino acids.